This is a messenger RNA of Myotis lucifugus (little brown bat), 2390 nucleotides long. RefSeq names its product zinc finger SWIM-type containing 1 (gene ZSWIM1). The transcript has 3 exons. Lineage: Eukaryota; Metazoa; Chordata; Mammalia; Chiroptera; Vespertilionidae. The record is from RefSeq and is a predicted model, not a curated record. Gene Ontology annotation, molecular function: zinc ion binding. Bases 512 to 1882 code for a protein of 456 amino acids.
CCGCGGUUGGUGAGUCUAGAGGUCAGUCAGAGCCAGAGACCGGGUCAAAUAGGGAGAAAUGGCGGCUGAGCCAGCCUGUGGGUGAGUGAUUUCGGAAGGGGUGGAGAUGUAAGGCCACUGCUCACGGUCGGCCUGGACACGGCUCCCAAGGGGGUGGGGAGUUGACGUCUCUUCUGGCUCCGGCCGGACUCCGUGUGGAAGAGCCUGACAUCCACAUCCUCCCAUCGGGCUGGAGUCCUGUUUUAAGGCUGAAGAGAUGGAGGCUCAGAAGGUGUCACUGACUUGCCCAAGAUCACACAGCAAAUUUGGGGCAAUUGCAUUUCUCUUGUAUACACCAGGACCACAUGAAAGAAUGGAUGCCAAAAGGCCCCUCUUUGGAACAAGAUCUGGGAAAUACAGUCCAGCCUCAAGCCUCAACUUAGUUGGAGCUUGAGAGACUGAGAGCCUCCUGUACAGCAGCCUCGCAGAGAAGUAUUUUGACCUUGGCAUCUAGACAUCUCCCAUCUCCCCCAUGGCCCUGACAAUGCUGAAUGAGCUCCUCCUUGAGGACCCAAGCCCAUCUAUGCUGCUGUACCAGGUUAGCAAGCCUGCCAAGUUAGAUACCCUCAACUAUCAGAGCAACUUUAUGCAGGACAUCUUUGCCCAUUUCCCGGAUACCUUAUUUAUCCACCGGACCUAUAACCCAACGGGCAAGGUGUUAUAUACCUUCCUGGUGGAUGGCCCUCAGGUGCAGCUGGAGGGUCAUCUUGCCCGGACAGUUUACUUUGCCAUUCCUGCCAAGGAGGAUGCUGAAGGCCUGACCCAGAUGUUCCAGGUAUUCAAGAUGUUUAACCCAGCCUGGGAGAAAGUCUGUACUAUCCUGGUAGAUCCCUACUUCUUCCCUCUGCCCAUCCUAGCUAUGGAGUUCCCCAAAGCUGAGGUCCUGCCCUCAGCCUUCCAUAUCUGUAAGUUCCUCCAGGGCAAGUUCUAUCAGCUUUCCCUCGAACAGCCUGUGAAGCAGGUGCUCCUGACCGCCCUGCAGAGCACAAUGUGCUCAGCCACUGCUGGCAACCUGAGGAAGUUACAUGCACUCCUGAGCAACUGCAUCCCCCCAGACCAGCUGACCAAGCAACACUCAUACUGGCUGCUCAAUGACCGCAUCUGGCUGGCCCACCGUCGGAGAAGCCAAGCCGAGAGCAGCCACUACUUCCAGGGCCUGGAGGUCACCACCCGCAUCCUCAGCCAGUUCUUUGGUACCACCCCAUCUGUGGAACAAGGCAUAGCCUCCUUGCUCCGAUUCAUGCAGCAGAACUCUGGGGACAAGGCAGUCCUCAGCCUGGGCCUGAGUCCCCGGAGCAAUUGUGCCCCCUCGGACGUCAGCCCCCAGAGCCCCAAAGUGGAACAGUUGGUAGAAGACUGCAUCCAGCACUCCCUCCACACCAUCUGCACAGAGCCAGCAGCCCAGCUCUGCCUGGGUGAGCUUGCCGUGGUCCAGAAAUCUAUGCAGCUCAUUGGCUCUGGCUCUGAAAAAGUGAAUGUACAAAUCCUGGAAGACACCCAUAGAGUGCAGCCCCAGCCCCCUGCCAGCUGCAACUGCUACUUUAACCAGGCCUUCCACCUGCCCUGCCGCCACAUCCUGGCCAUGCUCAGUGCCCGGCACCAGGUGCUCCAGCCUAAUAUGCUGCCACCUCAGUGGACAGCAGACAGUGCUGCUAGUCUGGAUGACAUCCUGGGCAGCAAGUGGAGUGAGACCCUGGAUAAGCACUUGGCUGUGGCUCUCCUCACUGAGCAGGUGGGUCAGCUCUUACAACACUGCAGCCAGGAGGAGUUUGAACUGCGGUACAGCACCCUGCGGAGACUGGCCGACAUCUGGAUCGGCCCUUACGAGCAGGUCCAGCUGUGAUUACCCUGUGCUGAGAGAUGCUCACACACAGGUACACACAUCCUCCCCUACACACACACUCGCUGUUGUACUUCCCUGGACCCUCCCUCCAGGACAGAACAGAGGUCUUCUAUUGCCUCCUGCUACCUACAAUAUGUCUAGUUUCCUAAGACGGGAAUCAGCAAACCUUUUCUGCAAAGGGCCCGACAGUAAAUAUUUUAGGCUUUGCUGGCCAUAUACAGUCUAUUGUACUUGGUUUUGGUUUUGUUUGUUUUUUCCAACCUUUUGAAAAGGUAAAAACUAUUCUUAGCUCAAGGGCCUUACAAAACAGGUGACCUCUGCUCUGAGAUAAGAGGUACAGACAGUGGGUAAAGAUCAAGGUCUGGGAUAAGUUACCCCAGUCAUGAGAUGACUCUUCUGACUCCCAGAGGAAGAGGCCCCUCAGAGGAGCUGGUGCAGCCAGGUUCCCAGUCUUUUUACUACCCCGGCCCCAUCCUGAGGUCAUUAAAGUUGAAUGUUGCCUACUUUA